This is a messenger RNA of Notothenia coriiceps (black rockcod), 5507 nucleotides long. It is a transcript of the gene galnt13, whose product is annotated as polypeptide N-acetylgalactosaminyltransferase 13. Bases 146 to 1834 code for a protein of 562 amino acids. Gene Ontology annotation, biological process: protein O-linked glycosylation. Gene Ontology annotation, cellular component: Golgi apparatus. The record is from RefSeq and is a predicted model, not a curated record. Lineage: Eukaryota; Metazoa; Chordata; Actinopteri; Perciformes; Nototheniidae. Gene Ontology annotation, molecular function: polypeptide N-acetylgalactosaminyltransferase activity. The transcript has 11 exons.
ACGCCUCUCGGUCAGACCUGCUCCGUCUCCUCCCUGUUUCCACACCCCGUCUCCAGAGUUCAAACGCUCCGUCAGCAGUCCUAGUGCUCCUGAGUGCUCGCUGCGACCCUUGUUCGGCUCUCCUGGCUGACGUCCCGGGGAGGUUAUGCGACGGUUUCUCUACUGUAAGGUGGUGCUGACCACCUCUCUGGUGUGGGUGCUGGUGGAUGUGUUCUUGCUGCUCUAUUUCAGCGAGUGUAACAAAUGUGAUGACAGGAAAGACCGCUCGCUGCUCCCGGCCCUGCGAGCGGCGAUAUCUCGGAGCCACGAGGGACCAGGCGAAAUGGGCAAGGCAGUAAACAUUCCCAAGAACGACCAGGAGAAAAUGAAGGAGCUCUUUAAGAUUAACCAGUUCAACCUGAUGGCCAGCGACAUGAUCGCACUCAACAGGAGUCUGCCUGACGUGAGGCUGGACGGCUGUAAGACCAAGCUGUACCCAGACGACCUGCCGAACACCAGCAUUGUCAUCGUGUUUCACAACGAGGCGUGGAGCACCCUGCUGCGGACGGUUCACAGUGUCAUCAACCGCUCGCCCAGACAGCUGCUGGCGGAGAUCGUGCUUGUGGACGACGCCAGUGAGCGAGACUUCCUGAAGAAGAAGCUGGAGAACUAUGUGCGCACUCUGGAGGUGCCGGUGAGGAUCCUGAGGAUGGAGCAGCGUUCAGGUCUGAUCAGAGCCAGGCUCAGGGGAGCGGCCGCUACCAAAGGUCAGGUCAUCACCUUCCUGGACGCUCACUGCGAGUGUACUGUGGGCUGGCUGGAGCCCCUGCUGGCACGCAUCAAAGAAGACAGGACAGCAGUGGUGUGCCCUAUCAUCGAUGUCAUCAGCGACGAGACGUUUGAAUACAUGGCAGGCUCAGAUAUGACCUAUGGUGGAUUCAACUGGAAGCUGAAUUUCCGCUGGUACCCUGUUCCCCAGCGGGAGAUGGACCGGCGCAAGGGGGACAGAACACUGCCUGUCAGGACUCCCACCAUGGCAGGAGGAUUAUUCUGUAUAUACAAAACAUACUUUGAAGAAAUAGGAAGCUACGAUCCAGGGAUGGAUAUCUGGGGCGGAGAGAACCUGGAAAUGUCUUUCAGAAUCUGGCAGUGUGGGGGCUCAUUAGAAAUUGUAACAUGUUCACACGUGGGCCAUGUUUUCCGGAAGGCCACCCCAUACAGUUUUCCCGGAGGAACGGGCCAAGUCAUCAACAAGAACAACAGGCGCCUGGCGGAAGUAUGGAUGGAUGAUUUCAAAGAUUUCUUCUACAUCAUAUCGCCAGGCGUGAUGCGUGUGGACUACGGAGACGUUUCCUCCCGCAGAGACCUUCGCGAGGCCUUGAAGUGCAAACCGUUUUCCUGGUAUCUAGAGAACAUCUACCCAGACUCCCAGAUCCCGAGGAGAUACUACUCACUUGGUGAAAUCAGAAAUGUUGAGACCAACCAGUGUGUGGACAACAUGGGAAGAAAGGAGAACGAGAAAGUUGGCUUUUUCAACUGUCAUGGCAUGGGUGGAAACCAGAGGCCUCUUGUUUUUCAGGUGUUUUCUUACACGGCGGAUAAAGAAAUAAGGACAGACGACCUUUGUUUGGACGUAUCCCGCCUCAAUGGACCCGUCGUCAUGCUCAAGUGUCACCACAUGAAGGGCAAUCAGAUGUUCGAGUACGAUGCCGAGCUACUCACCCUGCUGCACGUGAACAGCAACCAGUGUUUGGACAUGCCGUCAGAGGAGGACAAGAUGGUCCCCACCCUGAAAGACUGCAACGGCAGCCGCUCUCAGCAGUGGCUGCUCCGAAACAUGACCCUGAGUGUCUGACCCCUGUCUCACCUUCCCCCCCCUGCUGCUCUGCCCUUAUCCUAACCAGCCAUGGCUCUCCUCACCCCCGCCAGGUGGCUCCUACCACAACACAACAUACGCCUCUUCCUGUAUAAACAAAUACAGAGAUCCAGGCAUCAGCGGCUUAUCUUCCAUUAUGGGGUCGUUUCCUUUCACAGCUAGCCGCAGGUGUCAGAGAAGCUGCACCUGCCGGUAAGGCGACAUGACGAGCCACGACUUUGGAGACCUCAUCAGGUCCAAGCCGGGAGAAAAGCUGUGUGAGGUCUGUGCAUGGAGAACAUUUGCGUCAAAGCACUCACACUGUGUCAAGACAGCUGCUAGCCUUGGGUCCACUGUGCUGCUCAGACUUAGCUUAGCUGUUGGACCAAAACAGAAAUAGAAAAGCAUUUAAAACAAGAAUCUAGCAAGGCACGUCUCUCUGAUGCACUGUAAAUGAAAUGACCUUCCUUGUGCUUUGUUCAAGACUGUUUCCAUGACUGCUGCUCAUUCUCUCUUCAUAUCAGUGUCUGAGGUACAUUCAAUAACAGAACGUGAUGUGGUUUAUAGAGCCGGGACCAAUACUGGAUUUGAGGAGUUGAAACCUAUCUUGAUAUUUGAGGGUUAAAGAAUCCAAUAAUGCCGUUGUGCAUUAAUAUUUGGUUUUAAAGUCGAGCUGAAAUUUGAAUUCUCAUCGUGAUGCAAGGACAUUACAUCAUAUAACUAUAUAAGGAUACUACAGCUUUUGUGUAUAUUUUUUCAUUUUAUAAAAAGAGGUAAAUAUUCUGGGGACAUACAUUUGUAGAAAUAUUGCGUAGCUUGCAGGCUCUGGACGGGUGUGUCCCACGACAGCUGGGCACUGACAUUUGAGGGCCGGUAUCACACCUUCAGCAUCCAUGGGUGUGAGGAACUUCAUAAUUGUUUUUUUCAAAGAAGUUAAAAGUCAAACGAACACAAAGGAUACAUUUAAAAACAGUAUUAUUUUAGUUUGACUUUAAACUAAUGAAAAAAACGUUUUUUCAGCAUCCUUAAAUUAGGUUAUCUACUAAACAAACAAGGUUUACUUAUCAGUGCUCUCUAGUGUGCAUUACUAAAAUACCUCAAACAUAUCUUUUGAAUUUCAUACCCCGAUUUCCUCUUAUAAGCUGUCAAAUAGGCGUAUAAUAACAUAUGGGUGAUUAGCUGAUAUCGGAGCCUUUUUUGGUGUUUCCUAUAAGAUAAGAAAAACCUUUUUUUCCAUUACAUUACAUGACAUCUGGCAACAUAGUAUAAAACAGGCAGUAAGAGUCAGAUCAAAAUACCUUAGGUGAAUCUCUUAAAAUUACAAAAAUUAUUAAGCUUAAGAUUUUUAAACCGUCUUAAAUUUAAGAGAAUGCAACACAAGUGUAGCUAUAACAUCCUCCCAGGUUAAUCAAAAGGUUCAAUUUAAGUGAAAUGGGAACCACAAUAUGAAGAUGUGAAGCAGCACUUUGGGUUGGUUCGAAGUACAUUAAUUAAGAGUACAGUAUUAGAGACUCUGCUAUGAGUAGGAUAUACAUAAUUGUUUUUUGACUGAAUGUAAAUUUCCCCUAAAUGGUAACGACUGAGUUCUGAAACACUGUAACGACUCUGUGUUAUCACAGCUAUCUGGGAAUGUCAUUACUAAAGUUUUCAGAUUCCUGCUCCCAAAAUCCUGAGGAAUCAUGAUGUCUUGGAGCAGGAUAGUUGCGUGUGCCUUUAGAAAGUUGUUUCAGUUAUUGGAUCAUUUGUUUCAGAAAACAUUUGAUUUACUUUGGUGAUUAAACAAAAAGAAUGUCAAAUAUUUUUCUUAAUUUCUUGCAAAAAUUGAUAUUAAAUAACUGUCAUAUCUCAUGAAUACGUCACCUUCAUAUUAAUGCUCGAUCAAUAAUUUAGUAAAAGUAUAGUCAAAACGUUUAAAAUGUGCAAAUGUAGUUUUUCACUACAUUUUUGAUAAGGAUCAGGCAACAAAUGCUAUUGUAUAAUACUGUUAACAUGUUUCUAUCACCAUUGUUGUUGUUGUUGUUGUACAUACAGAACCAAUUAUUUUUCUAAGAUACGGUUAAACUUGAACACUCCUCUGAGAAAAAAAAAUUGAAUGGUUCAAAGAUCACAAGGUAUUGCUGUGCUUUAUUUGGAGUAUGGUAAUAAAAAAACAGUGCUUACCUAUCGAAAUUGCGGUGUGUUUUGGAAAUAAUGGUCGGACUACCAAAGCCAAAUCCUCAGACCACCUGAAGGGCGUCAGGCAAACGGACAUGAGGGGUCACCUAAUGGGGAAAUACUAUCAAUGCUGUUCGAAUACUGAGUCUUUGCCAAGUACCUGCUUGGCAUCUAGACUAAAAUUCAAUCAACUCUUUUAGAUUACACGGAUACAUUUAUUGUUUUUCAUUAUCUCAAAGUGCAUGGUGUUAAAAUAGGACUGUAUUGUUUCAAUGUACUGGUUGCAAAGUGAUGUUACCUGUUUGUACAUUUUGCCUUUUUGUAAAAAAAGACUUAACAUAGAUUUUUUCAUUAAUAUCAGUUUCAAGCAGGCACGUCUCACUAAAUACAUGAGUUGUUUAAUAAACCUUGUUCUUGAAGCUUUUAAGACCCCGUAAAUCUCAUUACCAGUUUUGAGUGUGGGGUUUUUUAUAGGUUAUUAAUUGCAGCCUCUCCUCCAUGGUUAACCUUAAUAGUAGCAUACAAAACAACUACAUUGUAUAAGAUGCUACCUUCCCCUUUUGUUCAGUAUUUGUAAAGGUACUGGCCAUUGCCAGCUAAUGAAGGUUCUUCUGAGACAUUAUAAUGUACAUGUUAUUGAGGAAGGCAUGACCUUUCAUACUCUGGCUUUGUUCAAAUGUAAGAGGCAUAAUUCUCUUGAAUGCAGGACACUGCCGCCCUUCUUGGUUACUGUUGCUAUAGGUCUUUCAAGCUUUUGCAAUUGACAGGUCAAUAAGGUGUUUUUUUUUUAUGUCAGUGAGAGGUAUUUGAAGGGAAAUAAUAGCACCUUUCUGUAAUAAAAGAUCUGAAAUAUCAGAUGCAAAAAGGCAGAAAAGGACUCCAAUUUCCAUUUAAUACUAUAAUGUUUAGUUGAGUAUUGUUAAUGAAGUGGACAUUUAAAUUGAGGGGAAAGCCUGCUGGUGCCAAUGCAAGCCUCCUUCUCUAAACUAAAAAGUCCAAAACCCUAAUAUUUAACAAAUAAUAAAGGCCAAAAAGAAAAAGGCACGCAUAUUCAGACUAAUAUUUGUUAUUGUUGCUUGGUAAAUGACUUUAUGUGUUGAUUAAUUUCUCUCCAUGGAUGAUUGAUUGAAGGCACAUUUUGACAUUUAGAGAAAAAACAUUCUUGCCGGGAACUAACAUGUCUGUAGGCCUACUGUACCUACAAUGUCAAAUUACAAGCCACAACUGAUUAGCUUAGUUAAGCAUAAAGAUGGGCAACAGCUGUAACACCUUGCCUCUGUUAAAAUCCAUGCUGUGAAAAAAUUGAUAUUGCAAAGGUUAUAUUUUUUCUUUCUAACCUGUACUAAAACCUAAAACCAAGUGUGAAACAACACAUUCCGGUCUUUAAGCAGAGCUAACUUGUUUCUUAAAAUGACGACUUUUAAUAUUUAAUCAAAUAUAAACACUACAUAAAAGUAAGUAUAUACUAUAAUAUAAUAUUAUGUCAUUUGUUUGGUUUAUGGUAAAUAUAUAGAAGCAU